AUGACAGAUAUUUAUAUUCCUGCUGAAGAUAACACAUAAACCAAAUUCAAACCAGAUCCAUUUUUCAAUAAUUUUAAGACUAAAACAGUUUAAAAUUCCUAUAGAAAAGCUGAAUAAUAUUUAGGGUGGAACUGCACGGGAAAUAUCAUAGCAACAGCUUCAAAUAAAAUUAGAUUAUUCAGAUUAAAUAAUUCUAGUUUCGAAGUUGACAAAAAUGAGCAAAAAUUUCAUGAUUCAUAAACAGACUAUUUAAGCUGGCAUCCAACCAACCCUGAUUUAAUGGCAUAUAUUACAACAAAGUAGCCAAUUUACUAUAUUUGGGAUAUAAGAGAGAAGAAUCCUAGAAAAAUUUCAAAUAAAGUCCAACCAGAUAACUUGAAUGUAAUAUUCUCUCCUGAUGGAAACACAAUUGCUUCAUGCAGCAGGGAUAAUAAACUCUCUUUUUUCGAUUUGAGAAAAGAAGAAGAAAUAUUUACAGCAACAUUUGACUUUGAUAUAAACGAAUUUCAAUGGGAUCCUUCUGGUUCUGUAAUUAUGAUAGUAGGAAAUCAAAACCAAUCAGGAAUUCUUCAUGUCUGUGAUGGAAAGGAUUACUCCAAGGCCAAUAUUGAUUUAUUAGAAAAAAUUCAUGUAGAUUGUCAUAGUAUGAAAAUCUAGUGUAUAGAUGUAGAUCCUAAAGGAAAAUAUUUCGCUACAGGUUCUACAGACACCUUAGUAGGUUUAUGGGAUCAAUCUGAAUUUGUAAUGCUUAAAACAUUUAGUCAAUCCGAUAAUCAAAUUGAAAGACUAAGCUUUUCUCAUGAUGGAUAAUUACUUUCUUCAUUGUGUGGAGACAAAACAAUAUAAAUUUAUAAUUGCACUUCUGGAAAUCUUGUUAAUAUUAUUGAGAGAGAAAAUACUAUCCAUAAUUUAUAAUGGCAUCCUCGUGAAUAUAUUUUAGCUUAUUUAUCAGAUGAUAAAGUAGAUAAUGAAGGCAAUCUUCGUUUAUAUGGUGCUUUUUGA
Messenger RNA from Tetrahymena thermophila SB210, 1002 nucleotides. Its product is annotated as eukaryotic translation initiation factor eIF2A. Gene Ontology annotation, cellular component: THO complex part of transcription export complex. Gene Ontology annotation, molecular function: protein binding. Gene Ontology annotation, biological process: mRNA export from nucleus. NCBI's taxonomy places the organism in Eukaryota, Ciliophora, Oligohymenophorea, Hymenostomatida, Tetrahymenidae. The transcript is spliced from 5 exons. The record is from RefSeq and is a predicted model, not a curated record.